GAUUGCCUUAAAAUCUCAUCUGCUCCCCAGUGGUUUCUGAUUUUUGGUUGGUGUUUUUUUGUGCUAAGAAUUGACCAUGACUGGGAAGAGCUGCCUUGUUACUGGAGCAGGAGGGUUUCUGGGUCAAAGGAUCAUCCGUUUGUUGAUGAAGGAGGAUUUGCAGGAGAUUCGAGCCCUUGACAAAGUUUUCAAACCAGAAUUGCGGGAGGAAUUUUCCAAAUUCCAGAGCAAUGUCAAGCUGACUGUGCUGGAAGGGGACAUUCUGGAUGAGAAGUGUCUGCAGAGAGCCUGCCAGGGCAUGUCAGCCGUCAUCCACACUGCCUGUGUCAUUGAUGUCACAGGACAUGUCUCCAGAGAAGUCCUUAUGAAUGUCAAUCUGAAAGGUACCCAGCGUUUGUUGGAGGCCUGCAUCCAGGCAAAUGUGCCAAUCUUCAUCCACACCAGCACUGUAGAGGUGGCUGGGCCCAACUCUUAUAAUGAGAUUGUCCAGAAUGGCCACGAAGAAGAAAAUCGAGAGACAGUAUGGACCUGUCCCUACCCAUAUAGCAAGAAGCUGGCAGAGAAGGCCGUGUUGAUGGCCAAUGGGUGGGCUCUUGAAAAUGGCAGCACCUUGUCCACCUGUGCUUUGAGGCCCAUGUACAUCUAUGGGGAAGGAAGCCAGUUCCUUUAUUCUUUCAUAGACCAUGCCCUGAAAAACAAUGGCAUCCUGACACAUAACAGCAAGUUCUCUCUCACCAACCCAGUCUAUGUUGACAAUGUGGCCUGGGCCCAUGUUCUGGCUUUAAGGGCCCUAAUGGACCCUAUAAAGGCCCCAAAUGUCCGAGGGCAAUUCUACUACAUCUCGGAUGACACGCCUCAUCAAAGCUAUGAUGAGCUCAAUUACCAGGUAGGCAAAAAGUGGGGCUUUGUCCUUGAUUCCCGAAGGAGCCUCCCUCUAUUCCUGCAGUACUGGCUGGCCUUCCUAUUGGAAAUCAUGAGCUUACUGCUCCAGCCCAUCUACAGAUUUGUACCCCCCUUCAGUCGCCACUUGGUGACACUGUUAAAUAGUGUCUUCAUCUUCCCCUAUGAGAAAGCAAAGCGGGAUCUGGGGUACAAGCCACUUUUCAGCUGGGAGGAGUCUAAGGAGAAAACCACAGCAUGGGUUGGGUCCCUGGUGGAACAGCACAAGAAGUCCCUGCAAACCAAGAGUCAGUGAGUUGAAGCGGGGGCUGGGGGUGGUGGUGACAAAGUUGUGGGUUAUGGAUAUUGCCAAGAGAGUCUAAUCAAGCUCUCACCCCUUCUGGUGUAAUACACAAAGCUACACAAACACAGACCCAGGUCCUGCUGCCUCUUGGUACAAGGUCACCCAUUCAUUUAAGGGUUUGUUUUGGUUUGUUUUGGUUUUUUGUUUUUUUCCGCUGUUAGAAGCUUCCUGUCUUCCUCCCCACCCCACCCCUCAGGUGCAUAGAGGAAAGGCGAGAUGAUCUGUUAUAGCUGCUCAUACUAAAACCUUAGUUGCUGAUUCUGAGCUCUUCGGUGCUCUUAGAGUUGUUCCUGUUACAUUUCCUUUAUUAAAUGUACAAGCAUUUCUUUUC
Messenger RNA from Erinaceus europaeus (western European hedgehog), 1574 nucleotides. RefSeq names its product 3 beta-hydroxysteroid dehydrogenase/Delta 5-->4-isomerase-like. Gene Ontology annotation, biological process: steroid biosynthetic process. The transcript is spliced from 3 exons. Gene Ontology annotation, molecular function: 3-beta-hydroxy-Delta5-steroid dehydrogenase (NAD+) activity. NCBI's taxonomy places the organism in Eukaryota, Metazoa, Chordata, Mammalia, Eulipotyphla, Erinaceidae. The record is from RefSeq and is a predicted model, not a curated record. The coding region runs from base 77 to 1195 and encodes 372 amino acids.